Molecule: messenger RNA, 1766 nt
Organism: Notolabrus celidotus (New Zealand spotty)
Lineage: Eukaryota; Metazoa; Chordata; Actinopteri; Labriformes; Labridae
Gene: elovl1b
Product: ELOVL fatty acid elongase 1b
Biological process (GO): fatty acid elongation, monounsaturated fatty acid; fatty acid elongation, saturated fatty acid; sphingolipid biosynthetic process
Cellular component (GO): endoplasmic reticulum membrane; endoplasmic reticulum
Molecular function (GO): fatty acid elongase activity
Source: RefSeq, a predicted model, not a curated record
UUGACUCCACCUUUUUUCCAGUUGUGCUGAAGGCUGAAGGGCUGGGCCGCUAGUGAAGAAAGAUUUAAGCGGUAAGGAAGAGGAAGCUAGAGAGAACUUCAGACACGAGUCCGCCCGGCGCCGUUAUCAGACUUCUUUCGAGGGCUUUCUCAGCCCGAGCCUGCCUGCCAGCCUGCCCGCCUGCCUGCCCUUUUAGUUCACGGAGAGGCUUUGCCAAGCUGGGAAAGAGGAAUCCACCUUGGCGUUUGAUGGUCUGAGAGGGAAAUUCGAGGCUUGACAAGAUAAUUGGUUUUUAAAAACACAAGAUCGCAAACAUGCUCCAGGUGAUUAAAGAUAUUGGCGCCCAUGCCAUGGAUAUCUAUGACUUCCUCUUGGCAGGACUUGAUCCUCGGGUGAGGGACUAUCCAAUGAUGAAUAAUCCUAUUGCCAUGACUACAACACUGCUGUGCUACCUUUUCUUACUGUAUCUUGGACCCAACAUAAUGGCCAAACGCAAGCCCUUUCAGCUAAAGGAGGCCAUGAUAGUGUACAACUUUAUGCUAGUGGCACUGUCAAUAUUCAUCGUCUAUGAAUUUUUGAUGUCUGGUUGGCUCACAACGUAUACCUGGCGAUGUGAUCCAGUUGAUACGUCCAACAGUCCUGAAGCGCUACGCAUGGUUCGAGUGGCCUGGUUGUUUUGGUUCUCCAAGAUUAUUGAGCUCAUGGACACAGUCUUCUUUGUGUUGAGGAAAAAGCCCGGCCAGAUCACGUUCCUGCACAUCUUCCACCACUCCUUCAUGCCCUGGACCUGGUGGUGGGGAAUUUGCUACGCUCCUGGUGGGAUGGGAUCUUUCCAUGCUAUGGUGAACUCUACCGUCCACAUCAUCAUGUACUUCUACUACGGCCUUGCUGCUGCUGGACCACGCUUCCACAAGUAUUUGUGGUGGAAGAAAUACAUGACAGCAAUUCAGCUGAUCCAGUUUGUGCUGGUUUCCCUCCACGCUACCCAGUACUACUUCUUGGACAGCUGCAACUACCAGUUCCCCGUCAUCGUCACCCUCAUCUGGAUAUAUGGAACCUUCUUCUUCUUCCUCUUCUCCAAUUUCUGGGUCCAGGCUUACGUAAAGGGCAAGCGGCUGCCUAAAAAUGACAUUAAACAGGUUCAGAACGGCACAGCUGCUCACACCAACGGCAAACACCACGAGAACGGCACCAGUAACGGCUCCAGCCGCCACGAGAACAGCAGCACUCACACGGGCAAGAUGAAGAAGGCCUAGGACAUCUGGAGAGAAACACCCAAAAAGUAUGACCGGGUGAAGCUGUUGAAACUACUACGCAUUCCAAAGAUGAUUUUGGCUGUGUUUCUUUUCCUGGGUUUUACUUUUGUAUGCAAAACAUGGGAAAAUGACGUGGUCAAUGAUUUCCACAGUUGGGGGGGGGGGGGGGUCACAUAUUUGGUUUGUUUGUUUUCUGUAGAUGGUUUCCCAACUUAAAGAAACAAACAAUGUAUGAAGAGAAGAUGUAUUCCCCUAAAUGUUAUCUUCACUGAUGUUGCACACAAACUCCAUUUCAGUACCAAAUAUCACACUUAUUUGAGCCCCGUGUCCCUCUGACCCCCUUGUGGACAGAUGACUGUACAGUUUCUAUCAGACUUGAAAAUACUUUUUGUAAAUAGUUUUACAGCAAACAACUAAUUGUAUUGGUAUGCUUUAGACUUUCUAAAUUCAGUUCACUUGUAUUUAAAAAAUUAAAAUGCCAAUAAAUUCAAUUUUUAAAUUAUCUUAAAA